AUGAAACCUGUAGAACCGCCCUAUCCAAGAAGGUGUGACCCAAAUGCUAAGUGCGAGUAUCAUGGUGGUGGCAUUGGUCAUUCGACAAAGAAUUGUAGGGCAUUAAAGUUCAAAGUGCAAGACUUAAUUAAUGCUAAAUGGCUGAAUUUCAAGGAGGAUAACCCUAACAUUAGGAGUAAUCCCCUACCCGGGCAUAAAGGAUUGUCGGUAAAUGCCGUCGAGGAAGAGUCUGCACAUGUUUUAAAGAGAAAAGUUGAAGACAUUACCACUCCUUUUAAGGUUAUUUUUGUUGAGUUAUGCCAGGCUGACUUGAUCAAGGGUUUUGUACAUGAAGAAAAUAUGUGUGAUUUGCACCCUAACGCAUACCACUCCAUUGAAGAUUGUGAAGAAUUCAAGCAUGUUCUGCAAACCCUGAUGGAUAAGCAUUUGGUCCAAAUCGGGCACCCUAAAGAGAAAAAUGAAGUUUUGACUGUUGAUGAACAAUCACUAACCUUCCCGAAACCUUUGGUCAUUCAUUACACCAAGUGUGUGGAUACCCAAACUACCAAUGGACCUAGACUCAUCACUAUACAAGUAUCGGCUCCAUUCCCUUAUAGGGACAACAAAGCAGUACUAUGGAGGUAUGAUGCAAAGGUUUAUGUCGGCAAUUUUAAGGAAAACCAAACACAUGGUGUCAAUUCUGAUACUCUCGCCGUCUCAAACAUUGCUGGUGUUGGUGGGAUGACCCAUAGUGGUCAUAUUUAUACACCUGAGGAGUUGAGAAAAGAGCGAGCAAAAGAGAUAGAGAGAUCCUCAAAGGGGAAAACUAAAUUGGGUGAGUUUGAAUAUGCUGACGAAGAGAAAAUGCCUGAAAUAAAAAAGACAGUAUCUAAUGAAGAAGCUUGUGAGUUUUUGAAAUUUAUUCGACAAAGUGAAUAUCAAGUUGUGGAACAGUUAAACAAAACUCCACUAAGGAUAUCUCUUUUAUCGCUGUUGCUGAACUCUGAGCCACAUAGGAUGAUUCUUUUGAAAGUGUUGAAUGAGGCUCAUGUCAGCCAUGAUAUCACUACCGACAAGUUUGGAGGCAUUGUUGGUAAUAUUGUUUCAAACAAUUAUCUCACCUUCAUUGAUGAUGAAGUACCUGGUGAAGGAAUGGGGCAUAAUAAAGCACUGUCUUCUUUGAAUGUGAUGUCAAAAGCAACAUUGUCAAAAUUACCUUGUGAUGGGUCGCAUAUGAAACCCAGUGCCAUGAUAGUAAGAGCUUUUGAUGGAACAAGAAGAGAGGUCAUUGGAGAAAUUGAAAUUACAAUCCAAAUUGGUCCUUGCACUUUUCAGAUUUUGUUUCAAGUAAUGGAUAUCGCGCCAGCUUACAGCUAUGUGUUGGCAAGUAAGCCUUCGUCCACUCCUUAUAUUGAAGCUGUUGAAGAAACUCUAGAGACCUCUUUUCAGGCUUUAGAGAUUGCGAAUGCUACUUAUGUUGGAGAGGGAGCUCCAAUCUUAAAGCCUCGAUUGUCUAAUACAUCCAUAAUGACUGCUAAAGUCAUGCUUGAUGGAGGUGGUCAGUAUAGAUACAUGUUAGGGCAAGUCAUAUCGAAAGCAACAAACUGGUUACAGCUCCAUGAGAAUAAGGAUAGAUUUGGGUUGGGAUACACGCCCACUAAAGCUGAUAAGAGAAAAGUCAUGGAGGAAAAGAAAGAAAGAAGAUUAGUCAGGUUGGAAGACUCAGUAGCUACUACUAAUGUGGGUGCACCUGAAGAAGAGGUUGUGGACCUAGUCCACACUUGUCCGCCGAACACAGAAGGUGGCUAUUGGGAGAUCAUCGAGUUACCUGUGAUUUUUAAUAGCUAUUCAAAAUCCGAAAGUGACAUGUCUGAAAGUAACAGUGCUAAUAUCUCAUCCACUAAUUUUGAUUGUCCCAUUAAUCAAGUUGUCGAAGAUGAUAGUGAUGUUGAUUAA
Molecule: messenger RNA, 1935 nt
Organism: Abrus precatorius (Indian licorice)
Lineage: Eukaryota; Viridiplantae; Streptophyta; Magnoliopsida; Fabales; Fabaceae
Exons: 5
Coding region: 1-1935 (644 amino acids)
Source: RefSeq, a predicted model, not a curated record